GUCCAUCGGCGGUGUAACACGGAGGGUUUUCAUCCGGUGCAGCAGGGAAGCCUUUCUUCUCCAGAGCAGGUCUGCUGCUGAAUUACAAUUGGGAUACGAAGCCACCAUGAACGAGGGGCUUUUUUCCCCUGUAUUCCUGCACGUUUAAUUAAUGAAGACAUCAAUCUCUCCUGGGGGAGGAUUUCUACCCUGUGGUUUGAUGCAGGAAUGAUUUUUCUCGGCUUGGUUUUGCUACAGAGGACCAUGGAGACCUCCGAAGGCAUCGGUCAUGCUCUCUGGUGAGGGCGUGACUCGGAGCGAGAGUUGUAAAGUCCCCAGAGUUACAUCACAUGGAGGUCAAAGGUCAUCUGAUCACAUCCAUGGGUUUGGGGGCUCCUGAUGUUCAAGGCUGCCAGGACAGCAAGCUGCAGGCGGAGCGGGUCGCAGCGCUGCAGGAGAGGAAGCAGGCCCUGGAGGCUCUGCUCAGCUCCAGAGUGGGAGAGCUCAAACAUGUCUGUCUACAGGAAGCUGAGCUGACUGGGAAGCUUUCACAUGCUUUCCCCCUGGAAACGGGAGAGAAACCCCCAGUGGUGCAGCGCAGAGCUGGCCUGCCGCCCAACACCAAGGCAGAGGAUGAGGCUGCCCAGAGAAAGCAGAUGAAGGCCAUCUUCACCGGGGCUCUGUACAGACACUCGGAGUCAGACCGAAAUAUCCCCAACAGCAAGAGGACGGUUCAUCGGGGCUGUCACACAGAGGACACUGUCAUGUCAGAGAGUACAAGCUCCAUGUCAGACUCAACAUCCCAUGAUAAUGAGUCUUCUCCCAGCGUGGUGGCGGACCAGCGCUCUCUGUCUCAGCCCCGGCUCACAGUGGGCAGCCCCGACCACAGGAUCAGCAGGAAGCUGUCGCCAGUCGAGAUCUACUACGAGAUGAGGACACGCCGCAACUCUGUCACCAGCUCCGUCAGCCCGACUCACUCUUUGCCGAGAAGUGCGUCUAACAUUGAAGGCAGAAGUGUUCCAGCUACGCCUCUGUUAGCUCGCACGGCUCCCAUCAGUGUUCACGUCAGGGCGGACGGGUCGGGCGGUAACGGGCUGAAGCAGUGGUCCGGCAGCCUGGACGUUCCCUACAUUAUCCCCCUGGCGCAGGAGGGCUCCUCUUCGGACCGUCGCGGCUGCCCCUACAGCUCCCGGGCGCGGCGCAGCAACAGCUCCGAGGCCCUGCUGGACAGAUCGAGCCUCCCCGACGACCCGGCCCCAAGGAACGGGAUGCCCCCCCGAGGAGGGCCCUACAAGAGCUCAGAGACACUGACCGACGGCAAGCUGAGGCACAUCCACCUGGGCAGCCCCGAGAGGCACGCCGACGGCAACGUGGAUCAGGCCAAACUGCGCCUGUCGAUGGGCGACCGGGCGGCGGGCGGGGGCUACAACGAGCUCCUGAUGGACUACAUCUGGGGGAAGCAGCAGAGGAUGCAGCACCACCUGUACCAGUCCACAGGCCGGAUCUGGCAGGACGCGCCCUCCCCUCGCUCCUCCACCGCAGCGGUGCCUCCCCACGCCAACGGAUUCUCCCACUCCCAGGUGAACCUCCCCAGCGCCGCGCCUCCUUUCAGCCCCAUGGUGCUCCGGGGGUCCCAAGCCGAGCUGCGCCGGGUCAAAGUCACCAGGACCAAAUCUUGUGGACCCUUUAUUCCUUUGCAGCAGCACCCCCAGGACGCCAUCCUCCUGUCAGCGUACGACUCUCCCCUCCCCGCCUCCGGGAACACCACGUCCUCCAUCCCCAACCUGCACCCCUACCAGACGGAGCUGUCGGGCCCCUCCUUCGGCCGCAGACCCCCUCAGUUCUCCCUCCCGACCCCAGAAGACUCGACGCGGAGCUUACAUAAAGCCCUGGCUCUGGAGGGUCUGAGGGACUGGUACCUGAGGAACGCCCUCGGCUACCCCCCCGCUGCACCGAAGGGGAACGAGGCGGGGGUCUCUCGCCUCUCACACCCCCACCCGCUGGUGCACCAGCAGUCAGUCCAGGGUGACGCAACAAGCCCCCCCCGCUCUCAGAUGCCCCAGUCAGCCAGCUUCCACGGCCACCCGCUGCACGGGAGGUCGAUGGAGUUCUCGCUCUAUCAGGAGACUCCUCAUCCACAGAUGCAAGAGGCGACCCCAAAGGAACCCAGUCCAGACCCAGGCACCCUAGUCUGAAGCAGCAGAACACACACACACAAACACACACACAAACUCAAGCAGAAACACUGUAGCCUCACACACACAUUCACCCACACGAGUCGAUACAAUGUGACCUCAACAGCAAAGUAAAACACGGCAACCUCAGCAGAAAGUGACUGGAAUACGUGAUAAACUGUAGCUGUACAGUGUGAAAAAGCCUUGGCUAGUUCCCCGUGUUAUAACUGAUCCCAUGUGAACUUCAUGUGAACAUGGAGUCAACGCAUCUAAUAACAAUAUGGUCAUGCUGUACUUAAUAUAUCAAUAUUUCUGGUCAAACACAAGCAGUAAUAUUCUUCCUGACAACCCUGAAAACGCCCGAAAUAUACUUUUUUACAGAAUAUAUACAACUCUAAAUUACUAUUUUGUAUCUUCUGAGAUAUAAAGAACAGCUAUAUUAAAGAGGUAAUUUAUUGCUCAUUAAUCUUGUGAUAUACAAAGAUGAGCUCACCAUCAUUUAAAAAAAAGUAUUAAUUCAUGCCAGUGAAUGUGUGUUUGUAAAACUAUAUAAAAAAAACAACAUGCUUCAGUCGAUCAUCUGCCGUUUAAUUUCCCAGCCAUUUGUAUUUUCCACGUUUGAUAAAAGAAAGGGGCCAUGAACUGUAACGUACUGGUGUAGCAGACGGGAGUGCCUAAAUGUUUUAAAAACCUUGGUUAGAAAACUUUAAAGUGCUUUCUAAUGAUCUCAAAAUGUGAACGCUAAGCUUUUGUGAGCUUAGUGUAAUCCGAAAAAGAACUGAAAGCAGUUUACGAUGUCACCAAAUUGGGGUAUUUUGGAAUGAUGUCAUGUAUAUUGUUCAGUAUGUUUUCUAGAUGCAGCGUACUGCUGGCCACAAAAUGUAGCUUUCUCUGUGCUGAGCGACCAAUUUGACCACUUUUAGGACGAACCUGAGGGCUGUUGUUAAAGCUACUGAAAGGCAGUAGCACAUGACUGUAUGACAAUAAUGUAAUAAUUUUCCCCCUGCGUUUAGUUAUGGAGGAUUUGAGUGUCAUAUGGAGCACUUUAUUAGCAUCUUAAGCCUUAAUUCCUUAGAAAAUUGUCACCAAACGAGACAGAGUUUUUUUAAAUAGGGGGAAUAAAUAAGUGUCAACAUCUACUGAGGGUCUAUCUGAGUGUUAGUCUGUAUAUAGCGUGGAUUGUACUGAUGAGUUUCAAGCUGUUUUAUUCCGGUACUAACAACAAUAAUACUUUUUUUAACUAACCACAUGAUAAGUAUAUAAUCAAAAAAUAACCGCCCCGAAAUACGCCCACCCUCCAAGUGAGCACUAUUUAAUUGGUUUGUAAAAGAAAGUACAGAAUAGGGCUGCUGCAGUUUGAAUGACGGUGUGAGCGGGUCUCAUACCAGUAAAUGUGUUAAUAAGAAUUCAUGCUGGCGGAUUUUUUUGUAUUUGUAAUGAUUUCAGCUCAUUUCAUGUGCUUGGACUUAAAAAAAAAAACUUUUCAUGUUUUUAAAUCUUAGUAAUGCAUCAUAAUGUAUGUUUGUAAUCUUAUUCUGCGGUGUAAUCUUCAGAAAGAUCAAAAAUAUUACAUGAAAUCCUCUUUAGUCUAGACCAGGGCGAGGCAACCGUCUGCAGUGGCUCCCUGUAGCUUUGAGAAUAAAUAACAUGGACAUAAAUAACAGCCAUUUCAAUUUUUUUUUGUUGCACAGUGGACAAUUUUCCUUUUAUCUUUGAGUUUGAGGUGAUGCUGUGACACUGAAAUAAUAUUAAUAUUUCUUCAGCUAAUAGAUGCGUCACAUCCUUCCAUGUACUGACGCCUUUCCAGGGAGGUGGCAUUUCCUACAUUUUAGACCCCGGCCUUGGGAAAAUAACAAUCCCAAAUUAAGCAAAGUUUAAUUCUGUGUGUGUAUAGAUUCCUUUGCUUGUACUGCCAACACUGCUGGCCUUCCUUUAUGGUUGAUUAUACAGUGAGAAAUUAGCAAACCACAAACAUUGUAAUCUUGAAAGACAUAUCCUGAACACAGAAUUUGCUGCUUGUUAUGUUAUUACAGGAAAGAAUUGUAAUAGAUUUUCAACUUUUUCUUUAUUUAUCUAUAAGUUCACAGAUGCAACAAACACAUUUUUGUGCGUAACUAUAUACAACACUUUAAAAGCUGUGUUAGCGGCCCCAGACAAACCUUAAUAGCGGACAAAGUGGGGCAACAUAGCUGUUUUGAAAAUAAAGGUAGCUGACCCUUAGUCUAGACAAUUUUUAAAAAACGUUUUACCUCCAUUUAAUGUACUCGAUCUUUGACCAUCUUGGGACUCAUUUGAAUGUAAUUCUUUGUCAUACGUGAUGUUGUUUUUUAUUCUAAGCUGUAGCACACCGUUGAAUGUUUCCCGGUUUCUUUGCUGUGUUCAGUAUCCAUCCUUAAAACCUGAAAUUAAAGACCAAACAUGCUGUGCACUGGGGGUCAUCAUAAAUGUAUUUUUCAUAUACUCUGUAAGUUGCAAAUCAAUGAAAUAAAUGUAGCUCUGAAGCUAAUUUAUUCAAACUAUACUAUAUUUAUGAGCCUAUAACAUUUUGUAGCUAUAUCUACUGUAGCUCUUCCUCAUCAGUGCAGGAAUUGGUAAUGUGUGUUAAAACCACUUCAUUCAGCAGUGUGAUGUGUUAAUAUUUGAUUAUUCUUUUUUUUAGAUAUUUAAAUGCAGCUGUUUUCUUUCCCUAUUCUCUUUAUACCCAGGCCUGUGAAAUAAGACAAAAUAGGCCGGCCCAAUGCUGUAUGUAUGAGAUUGUGCUUCAUUCUACUAAAUAAAGUGUCAUGUUGAAAUCAUCACACAA
Messenger RNA from Trematomus bernacchii (emerald rockcod), 4956 nucleotides. It is a transcript of the gene ccdc120, whose product is annotated as coiled-coil domain containing 120. Bases 330 to 2174 code for a protein of 614 amino acids. The record is from RefSeq and is a predicted model, not a curated record. Lineage: Eukaryota; Metazoa; Chordata; Actinopteri; Perciformes; Nototheniidae. The transcript has 10 exons.